CGGCGGUCAGUCCGGUGGCCAGCGACUGCAGGGCGGACUGCUCUAUCAGUGACAGCCAGUGAUUCCGAGCGAGAUGACAGUGCGGUGACGCGCGGCGGCGGUGAUGGCGCGCCGGUGACGAUGGCGGCGCCGGUCGGUCGGCAGCCGCGCGGCCGGCGGCGCCCGGUCAGCGUCGACCUGGGCCUGGCCGGCCUGCUCAACCGCUACCUGAGGCCGCGCUCGGCCGAACGCCGGCGGCAGCGGCACUCGCUCAAUGACGGCGUCGGGGGUGACCCCGGCCCGGGCCCGUCGGCUGCCGACACCGCCUUCGUUGCGGCUCCGAUGGCGGGUCCGGCUCCGGCGCCGGGGCCGGGCGCCGCGCCGAUGCCGGCCCCGGGCCCGAGCACGCUACCGAUGACCGAGACGGCCUCACGGGAGCAGCGUCUGAAGAAGCGCCCCAACACGGAGGCCGAGCGGCCGCGGUCUCUAUCCCAGCUGGGUCACCUAUUACCGCAGCUCGGCAGUGUCCUCCCCAGCGUCAUUGGAACACGCAGAGCGCCGCAUGAUCCCGCAAAGAUAACGGCCGGCACCAUGGAGGCCAAGAAGCGGGGCACCCUGCGCGGCCCGCAGGCCCGCCGCUCCCCCGAGGCGCCCGUCACACUGCGGGGAUGGCUGGACAAGCAGGGCUCGGAGCGGCUGCGACUCUGGAAGACGCGCUGGUUCGUCCUCUCAGAGUACUGCCUCUACUAUUAUAAAGACGCCCGCGAGGACAAGCUGCUCGGCUCUAUCACGCUGCCCUCCUACCGCGUCUGUCCGGUCUCGGCCGAGGACAGGGUGCACCGCAAGUUCUCCUUCCGUAUCGAGCACGCCAACAUGCGCACCUACUACUUCGCCUGCGACACCAAGGAGAAGAUGACCGAGUGGAUGAACGCCAUCAGUCUGGCCAGCAUCAUGCAGAAGGAUCCGGGGUACCCCAGUCGCCAGCGCUCGGACCGGCCCAGUGUCGGCUCUUUGGAGGGCAGUGAGGCCGGCUUCCCUCGGCGGCACGACCUCAACACCAGCCGCGAGUCAGUGGGAGGACGGCGCGACUCGCGUCAGCCUCUGUACGCCAACGCGCCGCCCAAGCCGCGCCGACUGACCGGCAGUCGGGAGGCCAGCUCCUCUCCAGAGCCGUGUGACCGGCUGGCAGAUAUGACCGCCGGCGCCCCGGUGCCCGGCCGGCGGCCGCCCGUCGAGCGGCGCACGCCCGACGCCUACGCGGCCGCCUCGCCGCACGCGCGCGUGGACUAUGAGGAUGUGUAUAACGCCAGUGUGGGCAGCGGCUCUUCGCGCGAUCGGAGCCGAGCCGGUGAACUGCGGGCGCACGCGCGCGAGUCGUACGCCUCCAGUGCCGGCCGGAGCACGCAGAUGUCUGGUGAACUGUGCACGCCGCCUCCGGCCGCGCCGCGGGGCGGGUACGGCCACCCGGGGGUGUACCCAGAGCACGGCUAUCCUCCAGUGGACGAGUACGGCCGCGGCACGGCGGCGCCGCCCCGACCCCAUUCAGCCGACUUCCUCGAGUGGGAACGUAACGCGGGUCGACCGGCGAGUGCUGGACGGCUGCCGGCGCCGGCCGCACGACCCAAGUCCAGCCUAGCGCGCUACCAGCCGCCGGCCAACGACUACUGGUCAGAGGAGGGCUACGCCAACAAGAUGCGUCAGGCGGCCUACAGCGGCGGUGUAAUGCUGCCGGGCGGGGCGGGGCCGGGCCCGCGCCUCAGCCCCGGCCCGCUGCCGGGCUCGCCGGCCGGUCCGCCGCCGGGAGCCGCUACACUGCCCGGUCACGGAGCGGCCGUGGCGCCCGAGACCCCGCCGCCGGCGGGCACCCACUCUCUGGGCCGCGACCUGGAGCGAGUGCCGCGCGGUAGUGGGUUCAUGCGCUCGGCCAGCGCCCGGUUCGCCCGUCAGAAGGCCAGAGAGCUGGACAUGAUGAAUACUUCACUGCCAGACGACCCGAACGACAGCCGUGAGGGCACCCGCAGGAAAAUCCAGCAGCGCGAGGAGUCGAUGAAGCGGCUGCUCGAGUGGAAACAGAGGAUGCUGCAGUCGCCGCUGACCAGAAAGUCACCCAAGCUGACGGACGCCGCUGCCCGCUUCCCCCCUGAUCAGUACAAAAGGAGAGUGCGCCAGGAGCUAGAGAGGAGUGAGGGGAACAGGACCCCGCGGCCUCAGACGGUUCACGGGCUGCCUGAGGCGGACAGCAGAGAUGUCAGGGAAGCGGAAUUCUCACCCCCGCCGGCGGCGUCACAAGACUACGUGAACCUGUCGUACCGUAUGGGCGACGCCGAUCCGUGGUCUGGCCGCCACGAGGUGCCAUCCCCUGCUGCACGGCAUGUGCCGGUCGUGCCGUCUCACCGCGAGACGUGGAAUACCGCGAUGACGUCUCCCGCGCACGAGCAGUGGCCGGCCUCAGGUGUGACGUCACCCUCCAACGAAUCAUGGCACAGCGCCGGUGUGUCGUCACCGGGUCCGGACACGUGGCCGGCCAGUGUGACGUCUCCCACCGCAGAGGCGUGGCGCGGCCCGACACCCCACAAACCCGACAACCGGGCCACCGCCAGCAGCCACGACCACCACCCGCGCAUGAAAACGAACGCCGACUUCCGUAACUUCGACAAAUCGGCCGGCACGCUGGCACCGGACGGCUACCAGCAGGCGCACAGCCAGUACAGCUCACAGAAGGACAAGUACCACCACGAGCUACACAACUACGAUCGAUUCUACCCUGCCAAGGAGAAGGUGUCCGCUCAGCGGCGCGCGAUGGCCCCCAGCUCCAACGAGCUGCCACCACCACUCGUCAGCGCACGUGAGCUGGAGGCGGCGGCUGCUCUCACUGAUCUGCGCCGACCGGAGAACGCCUCACUGGGCAAACACUCGGACAGCGGGUACGACACACUGCGAGCUGAUAUGACCGGGGACGAGGCUCCGGCUCGCGCUCAGAACGGGCGCGCCUCCGCCAGUCGCCGCUCGGCACCGCUGGAGAGCGGCAGGCGGAGCGCCGGUGGUGGUGGCGGCUGGGCGGCUGCUGACUGGCACGAUGAUGGCGACAAGAUCGACGAGUCGCGGCUGGUGAAGGAGUUCAGCUACGAGUAUGUGAAGCCGGAGCAGCCGCCGAGCGCGGCCAAGGUGCCUCCCAAGGUGCUUCCGAAGCGCUCUCAGGCGCCGAGGGAGAACACCGCGGCCGCUGCGGAGAGUCCCAGCCAGCCGAGUGAAACUCCGCCGAAGAAUCUCGUCCAGGAGCGGAUCAAGGCGUUCAAGAGUCGCCUGGAUGAAUCAGGCAAUAGUGUUGGUGCAGAGGAUGAGAGGCUAGAGCGACCGCUGAGACCUAUGAAGACGCAGGCUGAGGUGGCCGAGGCGCAGGUCUCGCAACUGAAGAUGCCGCCGAUCGAUUUCCGUGAGACGGAGGCCACCACUGUCACUGCCUCUGAGGCUCAGGUGACCACCAUCCGCAGCCUCAACUCAUCCUCAAAGACGGCACGCAGCCCAGGCCGCAGUCCUGGCGGCAGGGAGGCUCGGUCUCAGGAGGAGACAGCCGACCGGUCACUCACCUACUCAGAAGGCAGCCCCGCCAACAGCCUCGACCUGCGGGACAUCCGCAGCCCGCAGGACAUCAUCGACUCGCGUAAGUCGCGCAGCAAUCUCAGGAAAUUUGCAUUAGACGAGGACUCGCCCACUGAUCCAGAACCUCGGUCAGUCGCCUCAGCUAACGACACUUCUCAUAACGAGCCGCACGCGCCUAGCGAGCCUCACAACACAUCAGUUGAGGACCUACUGGCUAAAUUUGAGAGUGGUCAGCUGAGUCACGAAUGGACUCCAAGCCGACCGAGUACCUCACACGAUCUGCGGCGAGUAGGCAGCGACUCUGACGCCGGUGACGCGGAGAGGGCAGGCUCAGAGCCGUCGUCUCUCAGCAUGGCAGGAGUUCUGGGAGACCUACGCCGAUCGGCGGACAGAAGUGCCGCGGCGGAGACUCGUGUGGACACUCAGGGGACAUCAGAGAGCCACUGGAGUCCUCCGGGUCCGACGGACGGACAGUGGAAUACGCCAUCUCCCCACGCCACGCCGUGGACGCCGUCCGGGCCGCGGACAACGCCGGCCGCUCACUGGGACCCUCACGGUUCCUCGUUAGUGCCAGAGCCGCGCAGGAACGGCCGUGAUGUGUCCCCCGCGGCCGGCGCUGCGGCUCACCCUCCUGCUGCUGUGGAUAACUCCGGUAUGGCGGUAACACGUUUCGGGCCUGGAGAUGGUGGAGUUGUGUUAGCUCCGUCACCGUCUGCCAGUCAGUCUUCACGGCGCUCUGAGGAGCCGCGCUCACCACCGGCUGUACCUCCCAAACCAGCGCGGCCUCCAGCGCCGUCGCCGUCAUCAUCACCCAUCUACGCCAAUCAGCUACCGAGCGGCGGUCUGAUGCUCAAUACCUCCGCCGAGGAUCAGUACCUGGUGAUGAGCCCUCCACGGAAGCCGGCGGAGGCGCUGUCUGAGCCCACCCCGCCGGUACCGUCACACUCACGGCAGACAUCGGCCGCGAGUCUGCCUCCUCCACCUGCCGCUCCGCCUCCACCGCCGCCGCUGCCGCCUCCUCUCCGACCCCCGGUACAGGCUGCAGGCUCUCAGCAGGAUGGCACCUACAUGGAGAUGAACCCCAACGUGCUGAACCUCAGCUUCGAGGCGUCACAGAGCAUGUUCAAGAAGCUCUCCAAUCAUGGUCUCUUUCUUGAAUCGAACAAAUACUCAGAAGUGCAUUACGAGUACAUGGCGCCGGCCGGUAGGGGAGAGCCUGUCUACAUGGAGGUGCCCUCAGAGAACGGCGACUCUGCCGGUCCAGCAUCUCCUGUAACAUCAUCAGCGGCGCCGACGACCACAACCCCAACCGCCGCCACGCCGAGCCCGAGCAAAACACCGACCGCAGAGAACAAAGUAGACAAUAAACGGAAGGCAGAGAGCGGCAAGAAGCUGAAGAACGAGAAGCGAAAGACGGAGAAGAAGUCGAGCUCGGCCGACAGCUCGGCAUCUGAUGCGGACGAUGAGGGUUCUAAGGAGCCGGAGCGGCCGCGCAGCCGCCGGUUUAGUUUAUCAGACACCUUCCGUCCUGCCUCUUACUACCUACAGAUGCAUGACGAUCGCGAACAGGCUGACUCAUCCGACAGUGACCUCGUCUCCCCGCCUCCGAUCCCCAUGUCCCCACCGCCGAUGGACGAGCUCCAGCCAACCGAGCCGACCAGCGGACAGUUCAGUUACGACGGGACUGGUGAGUCGGAUGCGCCGCCGUACCUGCUGAACGCUCUGCUGGCGGCGCACUCAGCCCAGAUGACCUCAGUGGGAGGUCAGCAGGUGGUGACUGAGCUACCCCGUGAGCGGCCGGCUUCUCUCUCCAGCCAGGCCUCCAGUCAGGACAGUCUGGCCCGGCUGGCAGCUGAUAUUGUCUCACGCCGCUCUCAGGACUCUGGCUCACUGGACAGUGUGACCAUUAGACCGGAUGCAGCGCCACCUGUGGAGAGCGUGCGGAAUGACAAGUACAAACGGCGCCCGGUGGUGGAUGAGAUGGCGCUGAUGACUGUAGCUGAGGAUCCUCACGUGCUGCGCUCUGAGGAUCGCUACCCGCCGGGCGGUGCGCCUCUGGAACCGCAGCCGCGCUCGCUGCUUUCCGAGGAACAGUAUCCUCCGCAGGACAACGGCGGAUACAUGACCAUGUCGUCGCCGCUCUCGUUGCAGAAGUCGGUGCCGCCGGCACUGCCUGCUAAACCCGCUGUCAGCGCUCACCAGACUUAUGAAAAUCUUCCAACGCCACGCACCAGGAAGCCAUCAGAAGUGUCCAUCCACACACUCAUGUCAGUGGCGUCGAGCGAGGGCGGGCACUUUCCAACCACGAAGCGAGAGAGCUUCAGCUCGCUCACCUCCAUCGAGUUGACACCAGUGAAGAGUCCAGAGUUCCAAUCUGACUUCGCUCGGACUUUCCAAAACGACCUGUCCGCAGCGGCAGACAGGCCGCCGGAGAGGCCGCCGGCGCCACCACCGCCCGGUGUUCCUCCUACUCCGGCCGCUGCAGUCCCAGCGCCGGCGCCCGCUCCGGCACCCCCGCGGGAGACGGGCGCCCGACCGCGUCAGCCGCGUACACAACUGUCACCGGCCCCAGCCCCCGGCCCGCUGGUGGCUGAUCACCGGCGCGGCAGCUCGAACAUCUCAGUGAACUCAGCGACAUCCACAGGCUCUGACGGCCGCGCGCCAUACUACUACUCAGACCUAGCGGCGGCCGCUGCACUGCAGGAGCGACCAGUCCGCGCACGGCCCAAACUCAACAACCAGCGGGAACUGGACGCCAGCAAACGAGCUGACAUCGGCCGUAAGGUGAAUCAGAUCAGUUCUCCUGAGGACCGACUGGCGCAGGUGGGCAGACUCGCCGCUCAGUUACGGAAUUCAGUGGAAUAUUUGGAGGCUCAGAAGUGGUCCGAUGUGGACGAACGUAACGUAUACGACUCGGACACACUGAAGAAGGCUCGACGGCGCUCGCACACACCCGAUGCGAUCGACCAGUCGGUGAGGAAUAUCUUCCCGGACGGGCUGCGAUUGAAGGAUGACGACCCGGGUGGGCCACCGUUGUCUCACCACCGACGCACACGUUCCUUAGAGGGUCUGUUAGAAGAGACACCCCGCUGUCGGCCACCUCUGCCGAGAAACGGUGGCCGCGAGGGAUCCGGCUCUGCAGACCGCGCCGCUCUCCGACGCUCGAGAACGCCCGACUUUUUAUCGUCAGGCUCAGCGGCUGAGUUUGUUCACGACUCACGCCCGCGCUCACAUACUCCCGAUGUGUUGACAUCACGGCGGAACGAGCCUGUAGCGACAAACCGUGCGGACGGACGGCGGUCUAUCACACCCAGGGUGGAGCCGGCACCGUACCGGCCCGAGGACCGGCCGCCCAUGCCCCUGCCGCGCUCUGAGCUGGCUCGGUCAGCAGGUGAGCCUCCGCCCUACCGAGCACCUCCGCCGGCAGACUCACCAGUGGCGCCGCCAGUGGCCGCUCACGGGACUGACGCUUACCGCGGCGGCGCCACCGUCGGGGAUGGCUGGCAGUCGGAGCGGACCCGGCACAGCUCUGUGCACCACUCCAGCCUGCGGCACGCUCAUUCGAUGGAGAGCCUGGCCGAGCCGGCACCGGAGGGGUCGCGGCUGGCACGCGGCGCGCUCUACGUCAACGAGCCGAUGCGGCAGCGUUUCCAGGAGCAGCAGCGCGCCAGCUGUCUCUCCAGCGACGACGUACGCUACGACCGGCUGGCACAGCGCUCUGACACGCUGCAGCGCGCCAAGCACGGGCGCACCUACCUCGAACAGUACGACUGGGACGACCGCGAGGAGCAGUUUCGGCCCAACAACGCGGUCCGUUCCGCCAACCUCCCCGCCGGCCACCCCGCCGCCCAGCCUGCCGCCAGCCAGCCUUUUUUAGGCGAUGGCCUCCCCCCGUCGUUCGAGAUUGACCGCGAGGAGUUGCGCCAGUGGGACCUCAUGUCCUCGGCGCCCCUGGUCGACCAGCGACGGAGAGGGAGGCCCAAGUCCGCCCCCGACCUGAGCCGGCCCGUGACUCGGCUGGAGCCGGCUGCGCGCCGCGCCUCGCCGGCCCCGUCCGUGCCACCGGCGACCCGCCUGUCCCCCGGCCCCGAGCCGUCCGCGGCCGCCGCCGACCGCGAGACGAGCAGCCAGUACCCGGCGGCCGGUACCGGCACAGAGGGAGCCGCCAGCGAGCCGGAGCCUCAGGACUCUACACCAGCCCGCCGCCGCCCGGUCAACGCGCUGAAUAUUCAUGGACGGUGCCGGUAA
Messenger RNA from Amphibalanus amphitrite, 7827 nucleotides. Its product is annotated as serine/arginine repetitive matrix protein 2-like. Lineage: Eukaryota; Metazoa; Arthropoda; Thecostraca; Balanomorpha; Balanidae. The record is from RefSeq and is a predicted model, not a curated record. The transcript has 9 exons. Bases 121 to 7827 code for a protein of 2568 amino acids.